This is a messenger RNA of Frankliniella occidentalis (western flower thrips), 1212 nucleotides long. RefSeq names its product ejaculatory bulb-specific protein 3-like. The record is from RefSeq and is a predicted model, not a curated record. Lineage: Eukaryota; Metazoa; Arthropoda; Insecta; Thysanoptera; Thripidae. The transcript has 2 exons. The coding region runs from base 89 to 511 and encodes 140 amino acids.
GCGGCAUGCCGUCCGGGGGCAUUGAGUCCCGCGCUCGCCCUCGCUCCGGCACAACAGACACACACACGCACGCACACCCGCCGUCGCCAUGGUGCCGCUCCGGACCGCCGUCGCCGUGCUCGUGCUCGCCGCCGUGGCGCGGGCCGCCCUGGUGCAGCGUGUGCGCCGGGACGACGACGACGAUGAGAAGUACACGUCGAGGUUCGACAACGUCGACCUGGACACGGUGCUCAACAGCGACCGCCUGCUCACCAACUACUUCCGCUGCAUCAUGGACGAGGGCCCGUGCACGCCCGACGCCAAGGAGCUCAAACGAGUGAUCCCCGAGGCGCUGAGCAACAAGUGCGCCAAGUGCUCCGAGCGGCACCGCGCCGGCGCCGAGAAGGUCCUCACCUUCCUCAUCAAGAACCGCGAGGCCGAGUGGACCCGCCUCGAGAAGAAGUACGACCCGAGCGGCCAGUACCGCAAGCUCUACGAGGCCGAGGCGGCCCAGCGCGGCCUGAAGAUCUAAGCUGUUCCCUUCGUAGCGCAAGGGGAUGAGAUGUCACCACCACCACCACCACCACUACUACUACCACCAUCACCACCACCAACACACCUCCGCUGCACCGAAGAGACGUCUGCGACGACCUGUGGGACGACCACAAACGGGAGAGCACCCCACCUCUACUACGCCCCUUUCUCAACAACUCACCCUCCACGACGUCACCCCUCACCGACUCUCCGCGCGCACACGGCUCUCCUCGCCAGGCUGUCUCUUCCUCUCGAUUGCCCAGCCCGUCACUUCGCUCUGCCGGUGAUGAUGAAUCGAUACGAGGCGAGAGAGACGCCGAGCAGGACGCACCCGCGAGUCUCAUCGUGCCAUUCGCAUCCGACAACGUUCCGCGAAGCAGAGGUCUCAAACACACAAUUAAAACAAACACACACAAACACACACAAACACACAUGCGACACGCGAAGGAGACGCGCUGAUUGGAAUCACAAUAUCAGGCUGUGAUGAGGAGUUAGACGUAAAUAAGACUGCGACAGGUCCGGGAUGUUAUUUCUGUUCACUUCACACGCCGGCCGGCGCUACACGUUCGGCAGCUGUCUGCAUUGUAUUGUUUUCAGACUCGAGGAGCAAUCUCUAUCGCCCGCUGCGCUGAACUGAAUCCGUCCAGGAGAUAAAAAUGGAAGCAAUUGUGAUAAAAAUAAAAGCCUGCUUCAAACCAA